UUCUGCCCAUAACUGCAAAUUCUCUUCAGACGAAGAAGAAGACUUGAACAGAAUUUGGCAGUUGUACUGCUUACAAAGGCAGUCUAUUGCGCGAUAUAAAAUUAUUUAAUUAGAACAAUAUUGUAUCAGUCUAAAGUGACUCUUUGAAAAAGAGACAAUGGCUGAUUCUGAGGAGAAAUCAAACAAGCUUGACAGCCCAGUUGAAGACUCUGGUGAUAAGGAUACUUUGGAGGAAUCUAAAGAGACUGCUCGCAGCAUUGAGGCAGCAGAGGAAGCUAAAUUGAAGGCUCGUCUGCCACAAGGGAUGAUGGGGAGGCCAGCAGCUGGUCACUCGGCAUUCUUGCAAAAAAGGCUUGGCAAAGGGCAAAAAUAUUUUGAUAGCGGUGACUACCAGAUGGCCCUCCAGAAACCCAACAACAAGUCUCGGAUGCCUCCCCUGCUGGCACACAGCACUGGCGAGGCUAUCCCCACACCUGACACCGUUCCUAUCAGAAAAACUUCUAUUAUCCAGCAGCCAAAACUGGCUCCGUCAACUGCUUCAUGAAGGAAUUGUGCAUGUGGCAAUAUCGGGUGCUGUUGCGAGCCAAAUCACAAUUCAUCUUAGGGGGAGCUGAAUGGUGGGGCUAGUGCCGUGGCACUCAAAUUUUUUGUGCCAUUGUUUUAAAAUUCUGCUUAUCAGUCAUUUUGUGUCCAAAAUUUCUUUUCCCGCCAUUGAUAUUAUACUAGUACCUAUUUGUGCUUUCAACAUCCGAUCAAACCUGCAACAAAACCUCGUUCUGAUUUUAGGAGACACCUCGUAAUCAAUAAGGCUUUUGCUUUGUUGGUAGCUUAUUUUUGAAAAUUUAUUAGAUCAAUACCAACACUUAAGGUGCAGUUGUUUGAUGGAUUGUUAGGGUCCUUCCUAUUUCAACAGCUUUGUCUAUUUCUUUCACCUCAAGUUUUGAUUGAUAGGACACCAAAGUUUCUUUGGAGUAGCCUUGGGCUUUGUGUGAUAGCAUUAUUGCUAUCGCAGAUUAUUAAUUGACCAGUAUGAUUCAAAAGUUGAAAUUAUUGAUGAAUUAUUGACGGUUUCUUCAGUUUACUUGCUGUUGCAAGUCUUUCAUCUUUACCCAUCCAUAAACUUGCACGUCUUGGUUAAGAAUAAUAUAUUCGGGUAUCGUUAAUGUAUUGAAAUUUAAAACUAGAUCUUGAUCUGGAUGAGAUCGUUAGUUUAAUGGAUAUAUAUGCAUUUGAUUAUUUUGCAAAAUUAAAUGGAUGACAGCGAUUUCACUUACUUAGAGAUUAGUCCGUGAUGCGGGUACCUGGUUAUUGUAAUGUGUUAUCGAUUGCGCGACGCGAUGAACAGAAGCAUGCAUUAUUGCCAAGCUCUUUAUGGCGGUUGCCUAUGUGCCUCGUGAGUGCCCAGUUGAUGCUGUAUCUAUUCGCAUUAUGUUUGAACACGGGACACAACUGAUUAAUUUUGACCGGAAUGCUGCCAAAGUUCAGUAGGUAUUCGUUCCAGUUCACCUAAUCAAAACAAAUAAUAGUACGUCAACGGAAUAUCUGUUAUAUUCAGCUCCAAUGAACACUUGCACGACAAGACAGACACCGAUGCGUUGGUCAGACCAGAUUGACUGUUUGAUACGACACCUUCCGAUCCAUGCUACGACUGUCAGUGUCAUUUGCUAUGAUUCGCAACGGAGUAUCUUGACGUGUGUAUCAUUUUUAUCAUAUAUUUUUUGUGACGUAUAUAGAAACCUAUGCUUGUGUCCCUCUAUAGUUCUAUCGCUAGAAAAAAUUUCACCAAUGGGGCCCUCUUGGUUAUAUGUUCUGCGUUAAAAGGUAUCAUACGAUGUAGCUUACUAUCCGUUUUUAUGUAAUAAAAAUUGAUUGUGUCCUCCA
Molecule: messenger RNA, 1881 nt
Organism: Hyalella azteca
Lineage: Eukaryota; Metazoa; Arthropoda; Malacostraca; Amphipoda; Hyalellidae
Gene: endos
Product: cAMP-regulated phosphoprotein 19
Exons: 3
Coding region: 158-544 (128 amino acids)
Cellular component (GO): cytoplasm
Molecular function (GO): protein phosphatase inhibitor activity
Source: RefSeq, a predicted model, not a curated record